Messenger RNA from Tympanuchus pallidicinctus (lesser prairie-chicken), 1725 nucleotides. RefSeq names its product deleted in malignant brain tumors 1 protein-like. The transcript has 5 exons. NCBI's taxonomy places the organism in Eukaryota, Metazoa, Chordata, Aves, Galliformes, Phasianidae. The record is from RefSeq and is a predicted model, not a curated record. The coding region runs from base 253 to 1065 and encodes 270 amino acids. Gene Ontology annotation, cellular component: membrane.
GUUCAUAGUAAUACUGCAGCACAGACUGCACUAAAAUGCAUGCUAGAAACAGGCCUACAGAAUAUUAGUACUACUAAUAUUCCAGAACAGAUGUAGCUUCUGUUGUAGGCCUGUGUAACAGUCCCCACACAAAGAGAACUGUUCUGUAUAGGACUGAUUCAGCACUAUUCUCAGCAUAAUGUCCAACGUGACACUUCAUCUGUAGAAUCAGAUGCUACCGCAGUGACUGAAAACUCCACCUAAAAAUGAGCUAUGUUUUUUUUCUCAUUUGCAGCUUCCACAGGAUCUGAAGUGACAGCUUCUACAGGAACUGAAAUACCUGAGGUAUCCAUGAGGCUGAUAAAUGGCAGAAACAGAUGUGAAGGGCGCGUGGAAAUCUACUAUAAGGGAAGCUGGGGGACUGUAUGUGAUGAUUUCUGGGACAUAAAUGAUGCGCAGGUCGUCUGCAGGCAGCUGGGAUGUGGAAAUGCUCUCUCUGCACUGGGAAAAGCACAUUUCAAUCCGGGGACAGGGGAUAUUUUCCUGGAUGAUGUGCAGUGCCGUGGAAAUGAAUCCUACCUGUGGGAAUGCUCUCACAGAGGAUGGGCCACACAUAACUGUGGGCACAGAGAAGAUGCCAGUGUGCGUUGCUCAGGUACAAGUGGUUCUAUUUAUUUAAGUAAAACUCUGCAUUGGAAAACCUUGGACUCACUUCUUCAGACAUUCAUCGUGACGUUUAUUUCUGCUCUGUCUUUGGUAGAAGUAGCUCUGCGCCUGGAGAAUGGCGGCAAUCGAUGUGAGGGACGUGUGGAAAUGUUUUACAAAGGACAGUGGGGAACAGUGUGUGAUGAUCGGUGGGAUAUUGAAGAUGCUCGGGUCGUCUGCAGACAGCUGGGCUGUGGGCAGCCCAUCUCAGCACCAGGAGAGGCCCAGUUUGGGGAAGGCUCUGGGGUUAUUUUCCUGGAUGACGUGCAGUGCAGAGGGAACGAAGCUCACGUAUGGGAAUGCUCCCACAGCGGUUGGUCAAGACAUAACUGUGGCCACAGUGAAGAUGCCAGUGUUGUCUGCUCAGGGCCUGCAGCAUAAGCAGAGGAAAUAAAGAUGUGCAUUACCUUUAAGGCUGGUAAACUGCUGAGGCAUUUGCAAGAAAUCUCAGCAGGCAUUUUCACUGAUCUGCAAUCUCUAUGAAAACCAGAUUUCUCAAUGAGGAAUUAUGAGCACACCUUCUUUCCAAUCACUUUGAUCUGUUAUGAACUGAACAUCUCAGUGAUUUUGUCUGUUACCUAUCUGAUAUUCCACUGGAUGAGUACUGGUGACUCGUGCUUUUGAACUUUAGUUCAUGUAGCAGAAAUUAGAGCAAAGCUCAUCAAAAAAGUAGUGCCUGUGUUAUCCUCCACUCCGUGCCUCUCAAUCCUGAACUUGGAGAGAGAAAAAUAGUUCAAUUCCCCCCCAUAACAGGCUGCUGACUGCACUCAUAGAACCAGAACAAUCUCAAAUUGAAUGCUCCUACACUUAUACACUUUUUACAUUUGCUAAUGGUGCUGUUCAUGUGGGACUUUAGAAAAUAUAUUUGUAUAAUCCAUCUUUGUCCUUGUGCUUUAAUCCUCUCUCAGGCUUGUAAACAUUCAGAUAUUCAAACCAACUGAAACUGAAUCUGAUUAAAAACUGAUCCAGUAAAAACGUUUUCACAAAUGGAGUCAGCAUUUGGACUUAGGAUAGUCAGAAUUAUUUCUCUUACAUAUAUAA